Eurypyga helias (sunbittern) is the source of this 616-nucleotide messenger RNA. RefSeq names its product regulator of microtubule dynamics protein 2-like. Gene Ontology annotation, molecular function: microtubule binding. The transcript is spliced from 7 exons. The record is from RefSeq and is a predicted model, not a curated record. Gene Ontology annotation, cellular component: cytoplasm; mitotic spindle pole; spindle microtubule. NCBI's taxonomy places the organism in Eukaryota, Metazoa, Chordata, Aves, Eurypygiformes, Eurypygidae. The annotation marks the transcript as partial.
GUUUGCAAUUAUGUGUGGCUAUAUGUCUCAGUUUGAAAGUAUACAAAACAAAAUCAGGAAUGGUUAUCUCUUUAAGGAGCACCUAGACAGAGCAAUUGAACUGAAGCCUCAGGAUCCCUUUCUUUAUUACCUAAAUGGAAGAUGGUGCUAUUCAGUAGCUCAGUUGUCUUGGAUUGAAAAGAAAGUAGCUGCUGCUCUCUUUGGGACUCCACCAACUUCAACAGUAGAAGCAGCAUUACAGAAUUUCCUGAAGGCAGAAGAAAUGCAUCCAGGCUAUUCCAAAUACAAUUAUGUGUAUUUGGCAAAGUGCUAUAAAGAUCUUGGCCAGAAAACCAAUGCACUGAAGUACUGUGAUUCUGCACUGUCAAUUCUCUCAGUUACUAAUGAGGCCCUAAGGAUAUGGACGCGGAUGUGGAUGUACUUUUCAACCUACCAAAACUACGUUCAGGUUUCUAGUUCACGGAUAAAGGUCAGCAACGUAGCUGAUGAAAUUGCAGCCCCCAGUUUCAAGCAAAACAGUCUUCCUGGUGUUUUCCAUCAGGAAUCCCUGAACAAGAAUUACCAGUGCACGCUGGCACAGACCAUAAUGGAGACUCUGACCCCCACAGUCAUUUGA